This is a messenger RNA of Durio zibethinus, 1479 nucleotides long. It is a transcript of the gene ORP4C, whose product is annotated as OSBP(oxysterol binding protein)-related protein 4C. Lineage: Eukaryota; Viridiplantae; Streptophyta; Magnoliopsida; Malvales; Malvaceae. Gene Ontology annotation, molecular function: sterol binding. Gene Ontology annotation, cellular component: membrane; cytosol. The record is from RefSeq and is a predicted model, not a curated record.
AUGGUGAUAUGUGGGCAGGUAACAGGAAGCAGGUAUGAAACAAAAGUUGUUCUUACAAGGCCAUUAUCCGUUGACGGUGACUCAGAUAUUGAUUAUAGGGCUCCUAAUCUAUCCCAAAGAAUUACAAGUCUUUUCAAAAGUGUACUCCCAGGCUCUGAUCUCACCCGUCUUAAGCUGCCACCUCUGUUCAACUAUCCGAAGUCACAUCUUCAAUGUUAUGGAGAAACAGUGUAUUGCAUCGGCAGUGACAUGCUAAGCCGAUGUAACCAGGCUGACAACUCAAUCGAGAGAUUCACAUCGGUUGUAGCUUGGAGCAUUUCCACGUUGCGACCUGCACUAUUUGGGUGUGCCCCUUACAACCCAAUCCUUGGUGAGACUCAUCAUGUCUCAAGGGCAACUCUCAAUGUCCUACUCGAACAGAUUUCUCACCACCCACCAGUUUCUGCCCUCCAUGCAACUGAUGAAAAACAAAAUAUUGAACUCAUCUGGUGUCAACAUUGUGUUCCAAAUUUCCAUGGUGCGUGGGUGGAAACUGAGGUGCAAGGAAAAAGGCAACUGAAGCUGCUUUGUCGAGGAGAAACAUAUGAAAUGAACUCUCCAAACCUGUUGAUAAGACUUCUUCCAAUGCCUGCAGUUUUUUGGACUGGAAAUGUUAGAAUCAGGUGCCCAGAGAAUGGCCUUGAAGCUGAGUUACGCUAUGGACCCAAGUCGUCUUUUCUUGGGCUUAGGGGAAGUCAUAGAUCAGUUAAAGGAAAGAUAUGUGAAACGUCAACAAGAAAAACUCUUUUUGAACUUAAUGGCCAUUGGGAUAGAACUGUUACAAUGAAGCAUAAUGAUAGUGGAAAGCAGACCGUUAUAUACAACGCAGAAGAAGUCCUUUCGGGACUGAAAGCUCCUAUUGUUAAUGAUCCGCAGGGAGUGCAGUCAACUGAAUCGGCUGCAGUAUGGAGGGAGCUAAGCAUGGCCAUAAUGAGCCAAGAUUGGGAGAAAGCAAAACAAGCGAAGAAUGCAGUGGAGGAAAAACAGCGGGAGCUCUUGAGAGAAAGAGAGUCAAAAGGAGCAACUUGGGUUCCCCAACAUUUCAGUGUGAGUUACAGCAAAGAUGGUGGUUGGGACUGUUCACCAACUCAACAAUGGGUUCCACCUGCUCCAAUUGUUGUUCCUCUCUCAUAAGCUAACUAAGAUCAACACAAACUUAGCAGCUUAUAUUAUAACUAAACCCCCUCUUUGGGGCUUUUAGAUUAUUAAAAUGCACAUUACAGCUGGAAUUGAACCUACUUGUGAACAACUAAAUGCUUACAUAUCAUUUAAUAUUAUAAACUUCAAGUUAUAUUUACUUAAACAAAGUCAUUCCAUAGUUGGCAACUAGUGAGUGAAAGAAGGGAUUGUAAUUUAUUGUUUUGACUAUAUAAAUUCAUGUCUAUGUAGAAGUCCCUACGGUGUGUAUUAGCUAGCAUGUCAAGUAUAUAUAUAAUUCAU